AUGGCGGCAUUAAAUGCCGUGAUCGGAAUAAUCGAGGCUAUGGAGGAUUCCAAGAAGAGACAGGCAGCACUCGACUCGCAUCAAUACUCGAAGAAUGGAAUUCUACGCUAUGAAUUCAUCUUUGGCCGCGGCUUCGUGUCCUCUGGAGGAGGAGAGACGACGGCUGAGAUACUGAAGGAAGUCUCUCUUCCGAAUUUCGGCAAAGCCAUCGAUGUAGGGUGCGGCAUAGGUGGCAGCACAACAGCCCUUGCUGAGACGUUCAAUGCCCAUGUAAUGGGCAUAGAUUUGUCUUCCAACAUGAUUGCGAUUGCAAAGGAACGAUGUAACGCUCGGUCCGAUGUGGAAUUCCUUGUGGCGGAUGCCUUAAAUAUCCCAAUAGCUCCAGAGACCAUCGACCUCGUUUACAGCAGGGACACUAUUCUGCAUCUAACCGUCGAGGAGAAGAAGCUACUUUUUAGCAGAGCCUUCUCUUGGCUCAAACCAGGUGGACAGCUCGUGAUUACAGAUUACUGCUGUGGACCCCCCGAGUCUUGGGACGACGAGUUCAAGGCAUAUCUUAAAGAGAGGAACUACCAUCUGGUGCAGCUAGACCAGUACAAGCAGCUUUUGGCAGACACCGGGUUUCAUGUAGUUAAAGCAGCAAACCACACACAGAGGUGA
This is a messenger RNA of Cyclospora cayetanensis, 660 nucleotides long. Its product is annotated as phosphomethylethanolamine N-methyltransferase. The transcript is spliced from 5 exons. The coding region runs from base 1 to 660 and encodes 219 amino acids. Lineage: Eukaryota; Apicomplexa; Conoidasida; Eucoccidiorida; Eimeriidae. The record is from RefSeq and is a predicted model, not a curated record.